Molecule: messenger RNA, 7410 nt
Organism: Entelurus aequoreus (snake pipefish)
Lineage: Eukaryota; Metazoa; Chordata; Actinopteri; Syngnathiformes; Syngnathidae
Product: plexin-A2-like
Exons: 32
Coding region: 278-6013 (1911 amino acids)
Biological process (GO): regulation of cell shape; semaphorin-plexin signaling pathway involved in axon guidance; positive regulation of axonogenesis
Cellular component (GO): semaphorin receptor complex
Molecular function (GO): protein binding; semaphorin receptor activity
Source: RefSeq, a predicted model, not a curated record
GGUAAUGUUUUAAUGUGUUUAAAAGACACUUGUGGCUAUCAAAAAGAUCGUUUUUUUAGUCAACUGUUUCAGGAGGUGUCUGCUUAUCAGUUGUCUCAAACAGCCGGGAUAGCUGGCGUCAUAAUUAAAGUGAUUUCUUUGGGGACAUUCUGACAAACAGACAAAGGGAUGUAAAGAUCACCGGAGAAGGACGGCAAGUUCUUUGGCUGCGCCUCGCUGACACGCGGUCCCUGGAGGUUCGUUGGAGCGUGGUCUUGCUGGUGCGCCCCCGUGAGGGAUGGGAACGUGCUCGCGCAAGAGAUGGACUCUUUGCAGCUUCGCUAAAGGUCACGGUCCUCUUAAGGUCAUGUCAUGGCCCGUGGCUCUCGGGCUACUGACUCUCAUCUUCGUGAAUCAAAGGACAUCCGCCGGGCAGAUUAUGAACAGCUUCCAGUCGGAGCGGAGGGAUUGGCCGCUGAACCACCUCACCGUGCACCAGUCCACCGAGGCGCUCUACGUGGGCGCCGUAAACAGGAUAUACAAGCUGUCCGCCAACCUCACACUCCUGGUGUCCCAUGACACGGGGCCCGAGUAUGACAACAAAGCGUGCUACCCUCCCCUGAUCGUGCAGCCCUGCUCGGAGCCCCUGGCCUCCACAGACAACGUAAACAAGCUGCUGCUCAUCGAGUACUCCCACAACCGCCUCCUGGCAUGCGGCAGCCUCUACCAGGGUGUCUGCAAGCUCAUGAGGCUGGACGACUUGUUCAUCCUCGGGGAGCCCACUCACAAGAAAGAACAUUACCUGUCCAGCGAUACCCUGAAAGGGACCAUGUACGGGGUGGUGGUGCCCUCCCUGGGUCAGGACGCCACGCUGUACAUCGGGACUGCAGUCGGCGGCAAGCAGGACUACUUCCCAACUAUCUCCAGCCGCAAGUUGCCUCGAGACCCGGAAUCUUCUGCCAUGCUGGACUAUGAGCUUCACACAGACUUUGUCUCGUCGCUCAUCAAAAUCCCAUCAGACACCCUGGCUCUUGUCCCGCACUUUGACAUCUACUACAUCUACGGUUUCGCUAGCGGCAACUUUGUCUACUUCAUGACCGUCCAGCCAGAGACGCCGGAGAACGGGAUGCCGGCCGGGGGAUCCCCUGGUGAUCUCUUCUACACCUCCCGAAUCAUCCGCCUCUGCAAAGGUGACAAGAAGUUCCACUCCUACGUGUCACUUCCGGUGGGCUGCGUCCACCGAGGCGAGGAGUACCGUCUGCUGCAGGCCGCCUACCUGUCCAAAGCCGGCAGGGUUCUGGCAAAAGAGCUCAACAUCAGCGCCCAGGAUGACGUGCUUUAUGCGGUGUUCUCCAAAGGCCAGAAGCAGUAUCACGACCCUUCCGAUCACUCAGCCCUCUGUGUCUUCACCAUCCAAGACAUCAACAUGCGCAUCAAGGAGAGGCUGCAGUCUUGCUACCAAGGGGAAGGACACUUGGAGCUGCACUGGCUGCUGGGAAAAGAUGUGCAGUGCACCAAGGCGCCUGUCCCCAUUGACGAGCACUUCUGCGGCCUGGACAUCAACCAACCGCUGGGGGGUUCUCAGCUGGUGGCGGGACGCACCGUCUACACGGAGAGCCGAGAUCGACUAACCUCGGUCAUUUCCUACAGCUACAACGGACACAGCGUGGUUUUCAUGGGCACCAGGAACGGGCGGCUGAAGAAGAUCCGAGUGGACGGCCCGCUGGAUGGGGGAGUGCUGUACGAGACGGUGACCGUGGUCAAGGACAACAGCCCCGUCCUCCGGGAUAUGGCUUUCUCCCUGGACAAGAACUCUCUCUACGUCAUGUCCGACAAUCAGGUUGCCCAGGUCCCUGUGGAGGCCUGUGAGCAGCACGGUACAUGUGCCGAGUGUCUGAGCUCCGGGGACCCUCACUGUGGCUGGUGUGUCCUGUACAACAUGUGCUCCAGGAGGGAUCGCUGUCCGAGGGCGGACGAAGCCUACCGUUUCGCAACCGGCAUCGACCGCUGCGUGAAGGUCAUCGCUCACCCCGAUAGCAUUGCUGUGUCAGCACACAGCGUCCCGCUUCUGCUGGAGGUGAACAACGUUCCAGAUCUUUCCGCCGGCAUCACCUGUUCGUUUGGGGACCAGGCCCAGGUGGAGGGCCACGUCAACGGGAACAGGGUCAUGUGUCUGUCCCCAGCCGGAAAGGAGGUCCCUCUGAUACCGGAAGGACAAGACUGGGCCGGCGUGGAGCUGCGACUGAACUCCGAGGAGACGGGUCGAAUGGUCGCCAGCACGGAGGUGAAGUUCUACAACUGCAGCACACAUCAAAUGUGUCUGUCCUGUGUCAACAGCACGUUCCGCUGCCACUGGUGUAAAUAUCGCAACAUGUGCACCCAUGACCCGAGCAGCUGCUCCUUCCAGGAGGGCAGAGUCAAUGCCUCAGAGGACUGCCCUCAGCUACUCCACUCCGGGGAAAUUCUGGUUCCAGCGGGCGAAGUGCGGCCCAUCACCCUGAAGGCUCGAAAUCUCCCGCAGCCUCAGUCGGGCCAGCGGGGCUACGAGUGCGUGGUGAACGUGCAGGGCAUCAUCCACCGCGUCACGGCGCUGCGCUUCAACAGCACCAGCGUGCAGUGCCAGAACAGCUCGUACACGUACGAGGGCGUGAGGAUCAGCGACCUGGCGGUGGAGCUCGCCAUCGUGUGGAACGGCAACUUUAUCAUCGACAAUCCGGAGAGGAUUCAAGUGCACCUGUACAAGUGCAGCGCCCAGCGAGACAGCUGUGGCAUGUGCCUGCGAGCGGAGAAGAGGUUCCAGUGCGGCUGGUGCAGCAGCGAGGGGCGCUGCACCAUGAAGCAGCACUGCCCCCCCAUCUCACCGUACGCCAGCCGCUGGCUUGACCUCUCCGCCGCCAACGUCAGGUGCACCAACCCGCGCAUCACUGAGGUGAGUCCAGUUGCGGGGCCUCUGGAGGGCGGCACCCUGGUCACCAUCCAAGGCCUGAACCUGGGCCUGGCCUUCUCCGAGCUGGAGGGCAACGUGCAGGUGGCGGGAGUGCCCUGCCUUCCCCGGGAGGAGGGAUAUGUCACCGCCCAACAGAUCGUGUGCGAGAUGACGGCCGGCUCCAGAGGAAGUACACCGGGCCCGGUCAAGCUUUGUGUGGGGGAAUGCAGACCAGAACUUCGCGCACAAUCCUCCCAGCUAUACUCCUUUGUGACUCCUUCCAUGCUGGCGCUGACCCCGGGCAGAGGGCCUGAGUCUGGGGGCACCAAGGUCACCAUUGUCGGGGAUAACCUGGACGCUGGUAGUUCCGUCAAUGUUUACUUUGGGAAUCAAACCUGUGAGCUGUACGGGAGGACCACUUCGGAGAUUGUUUGCUUCUCAGCUCCAUCUGGGACUGGAGCAGGACCGGUGCAAGUCAGUCUGAGGGUGGACCGGGCAAAGGUUCCUGGCAGUCUGUCCUUCGAGUACAUAGAAGACCCCACCGUCCUGCGCAUCGAGCCCCUUUGGAGCAUUACGAGCGGCCACACCACGCUGACGGUGACCGGGACCAACCUGGAUGUCGUUCAGGAGCCGCGAAUCAGAGUCAAAUACGGCGGCCACGAGUCUGUCAAUGUGUGCAAAGUCCUCAACACCACCACCAUCAGUUGCUUCGCCCCGUCUCUGCAGUCCGAGGACGACGGCGACCGGGAGAGUGUGAAGCGCGUGGACGAGUUCGGCUUCCUUUUUAACAACGUCCAAGCCCUGCUGACCUACAGCAACAGCAGCCUGGUCUACUACCCCAACCCCUACCUGGAGCCCCUUAGCCUCUCAGGCAUCCUGGAGCAGAAACCUGGCGCUCCCAUCAUCCUAAAGGGCCGUAACCUGGUACCGUCGGCGUCGAGCGGGGCCAGGCUGAACUACACGGUGCUGAUCGGCGACACGCCCUGCUCCCUCACGGUGUCCGACACACAGCUACUCUGUGAGCCGCCCAACCUUACCGGCCAGCACAAAGUCCUGGUCCAAGUGGGAGGACUGCACAUCUCUCCGGGAAACGUCCACAUCCGCUCCGACAGCCUCCUCACACUCCCGGCCAUCAUGAGCAUCACGGCCGGGGGAGGGCUGCUUCUGGUGGUGGUGGUCCUCGUCCUGCUGGCCUACCGGCGGAAGUCGCACGAGAACGACCUCACUCUCAAGCGCCUGCAGCUGCAGAUGGACAACCUGGAGUCGCGCGUGGCUUUGGAGUGCAAAGAGGCUUUUGCAGAGCUGCAGACGGACAUCAACGAGUUAACAAGCGACCUGGACCGUGCCGGCAUCCCCUACCUGGACUACCGCACUUACGCCAUGAGGGUUCUGUUUCCUGGCAUCGACGAUCACCCUGUGCUCAGAGAGCUGGAGGUGCCGGGCUGCGGACAAGCGAGUGUGGAGAAAGCCUUGAAGCAGUUUGCACAGCUGCUGAACAACAAGGUGUUCCUGCUGACCUUCAUCCGCACGCUGGAGUCGCAGCGCUCCUUCUCUAUGCGGGACCGCGGCUACGUGGCCUCGCUCAUCAUGACGGCUCUGCAGGGGAGGCUGGAGUACGCCACGGACAUCCUCAAGCACCUGCUCUCAGACCUGAUUGAACGCAACCUGGAGAGCAAGAACCACCCUAAACUACUCCUACGAAGAACAGAGUCGGUGGCGGAGAAGAUGCUGACUAAUUGGUUUGCCUUCCUGCUCCACAAAUUUCUCAAGGAGAGCGCUGGCGAGCCCCUCUUCAUGCUGUUUUGUGCCAUCAAACAGCAAAUGGAGAAGGGACCCAUAGACGCCAUCACCGGCGAAGCGCGCUAUUCCCUCAGUGAGGACAAACUCAUCCGGCAGCAGACGGACUACAAGACACUGACUCUGAGCUGCGUGAACCCCGACAACGAGAACAGCCCCGAGAUCGCCGUCAAGGUGCUCAACUGCGACACCAUCACCCAGGUGAAGGAGAAGAUCCUGGACGCGGUCUACAAGAACAUGCCCUGCUCUCAGCGGCCCCGGGCUGCGGACAUGGACCUGGAGUGGCGGCAGGGCAGGACGGCUCGUGUGGUCCUUCAGGACGAAGACAUCACCACCAAGAUCGAGGGCGACUGGAAGAGGCUCAACACGCUGCUGCACUACCAGGUGACCGAUCGCUGUGUGGUGGCUUUGGUGCCCAAACAAAUGUCGUCCUUCAACAUUCCGUCCUCAGCCAGCUUCCCAAGAAGCAUCAGCAGAUACGGUGUGGACGUGCCCUUCCGCUCCACGCCCACCAGUCCCGACAGCCCCCACUCCCGUGUGCCCAUGCUGACCCCCGACCUGGAGAGCGGGGUCAAAGUUUGGCACUUGGUGAAGAACCACGAGCACGGCGACCAGAAGGAGGGCGAGCGAGGCAGCAAGAUGGUGUCAGAGAUUUACUUGACUCGGCUUCUGGCCACCAAGGGCACGCUGCAGAAAUUUGUGGACGACUUGUUUGAGACCCUGUUCAGCACCGUGUGCCGAGGCACCUCCCUGCCGCUAGCCAUCAAGUACAUGUUCGAUUUCCUGGACGAACAGGCCGACCGACACGACAUCCACGACACCGAUGUCCGCCAUACUUGGAAGAGCAACUGCCUUCCUCUACGCUUCUGGGUGAACGUGAUCAAGAACCCGCAGUUUGUGUUCGACAUCCACAAGAGCAGCAUCACGGACGCUUGCCUGUCCGUGGUGGCCCAGACCUUCAUGGACUCCUGCUCCACCUCGGAGCACCGCCUGGGGAAGGACUCGCCCUCCACCAAGCUCCUCUACGCCAAGGACAUCCCGCAUUACAAAAGCUGGGUAGAAAGGUACUACGCCGACAUCAGCCGCCUGCCCGCCAUCAGCGACCAGGACAUGAAUGCCUACCUGGCCGAGCAGGCGCGCCUACACUCCAGCGAGUUCAACGCGCUCAGCGCCCUCCACGAGAUCUACACCUACGUGGGCAAAUACAGCCAGGAGAUCACGGAGGCGCUGGAGCAGGACGAACAGGCCCAGAAGCAAAAACUGGCAUAUAAAGUGGAGCAGAUCAUCUCAGCCAUGUCUGCCGAGAGCUGAGACGCACGCGCCGACAUACAUGCACGCACACACACACGCACACACACACACAUAUUCUUGUUUUUGUUGCCUUCUUGAGACCUCCGAAAAAUGCCUACCUCUUUAGGACCACCCUUUCUACAUAUAUAAAGAUUUGUAUUUACAACAUUAAUAAUAUAUACAUACUAUGCAAAUAUAAAAAAGUUUGUUGUGAAAAAUGAUAUGGAAUUUCACAAGAAAAAGGUCACAAGAAAAAGGUAGAAUUUUGGUAGUAUCAUAAAAAAUGUCAUAAUUUUACUCAGCGCAAGUCAAAAUUUUACAAGAUAUACUACACAAACUGAACGUUUGUGUAGUAUUAUGAUAAAAGUUGGAAUUUUACUCAAUCACAGUCGCAAUUUUACAAGAAAAGCUUAAAAUGUUGGCAAUUUUAUGAAAAUAGUCGUAACUUUACUCGAUAAAAGUCACAAUUUUAUAAGAGCAACAACAAAAUUGGCAAUAUUGUGAUAAAAGUCAGAAUUUUACUCAAAAAACUUCACUAUUUUACAAGAGCAACAACAAAAUUGGCAAUAUUGUGAUAAAAGUCAGAAUUUUAUAUGACAAAUGUCGCCAUUUUGCAUUAAAAAGUAAUAAUUUUACAUAAAAAAGUAAUAAUUUUGCAAGAAAAUAUUGCAAUAUUACAGAAACGGAAAGAAUAUGAGAAUUUGUUCCCAAUUUUAUAAGAAAAAAGUCGACCCACUGUGAGAAAAAUACUGCUUUUAGUUCAUUUUUAUUUUUUGCAUUUUUUGUCUGUAAUUGUUUUUGAAUCUUUAUUAUUUACUUCAAGAUAUUACAGUAUUUCUCUUUAUACAUAUUUAUUUUUUAAAUUUUGGCCAAAGGGGGUGCAUUUCAAUUUCUUACACACACUUGUUAUUACAUAUGUUGGCCAGAGGGGGAGCACUUCAAAUUUUUACACAUACUUGUUAUUUCAUAUGUUGACCAGAGGGGGAGCACUUUUAAAACCGACACACAGUGAAUUUGAAAAAUCCCUCCUUUUUGGGACCACCCUAAUUUUGAUAGAUUUCACCACCAGACUCUGCAGCAUCGCGUGGAUAUCGGGGACGGUACCUCUGGAUUGGCAGACCGGGGUGGUGGUUCCUCUCUUUAAGAAGGGGAACCGGAGGGUGUGUUCUAACUAUCGUGGGAUCACACUCCUCAGCCUUCCCGGUAAGGUCUAUUCAGGUGUACUGGAGAGGAGGUUAGGCCGGAUAGUCGAACCUCGGAUUCAGGAGGAACAGUGUGGUUUUUGUCCUGGUCGUGGAACUGUGGACCAGCUCUAUACUCUCGGCAGAGUCCUUGAGUGUGCAUGGGAGUUUGCCCAACCAGUCUACAUGUGCUUUGUGGACUUGGAGAAGGCAUUUGACCGUGUCCCUCGGGAAGUC